AUGUCUUCCGACAAGAAGUCCGCUACUCCCAAGAAGGCCGAGCUCACCGAGCGUGAGCAGCAGGUGCUGGCUGCUUCCUGGCAGUGUUUCAAGACCGAGCCCGAGAUUGACACCGUCAAGCUUGCUGCUCUCGUUGGCUACACCAACCCCCGCAGCUGCACCAAUGCCAUGCUCGCAAUCAAGAAGAAGCUCGCCGUCCUGGCUGAGAUGAAUGGCGGUGAUGCUGCUGGUGGUAGUGUCAACUCCACUCCCACCAAGGCAGGCACCAAGAAGACUCCGACUUCCCGCAAGCGCAAGUCUCCCGACGUCGAGACUGGCUCUGGUGCUGAGCAGGGAGAUGCUGAUGUUGAGGCUUCCCCUUCGGUUGUCAAGAAGGCUCGCACACCUCGCAAGCCCAAGGCCAAGCCGGCCAAAAAAGCCACCAGCAUGGUGGACGACGACAUUGUAGCCGCGACUACCGAGGCCAAGGCUGAGCCUAUGGAGGUUGAGGACGACGUCGUGGUCAAGGAUGAGGGUGACAACGAUGGAGCGGACAUCGAGCAGGAGGGCGAGAAGGAGAUCGCGGCCGAUGGCGAGAUCUAG
Neoarthrinium moseri is the source of this 582-nucleotide messenger RNA. RefSeq lists its product as uncharacterized. The record is from RefSeq and is a predicted model, not a curated record. The transcript is spliced from 2 exons. Lineage: Eukaryota; Fungi; Ascomycota; Sordariomycetes; Amphisphaeriales; Apiosporaceae. The coding region runs from base 1 to 582 and encodes 193 amino acids.